AUGGCGCAGAAGUGUGUCCACCAAGGUUGCGGCAAGACGUACACGGACCCAGACGAGACCUGCAAGUACCAUCCGGGCCCGCCCAUCUUCCACGAGGGUCAAAAGGGAUGGAAGUGCUGCAAGCCUCGCGUGCUCACCUUCGAGGAGUUUAUGGAGAUCCCCCCCUGCACAGAGGGCAAGCACUCCACCACCGACCUGCCGCCCAAGAUCGAGAAGAAGGAAGCGCCCCUGGAGAUCGUUGAGCCGGUGCCCGAGCAGCCAGCCCUGCCACGGACUCCGAUCAACGUGCCCACAGCGCAGCACGCGCCAACCCCGCCGCCACCGCCCCCAGAGUCCGAGGACGACGACCCGAGCCUAGAGAUCCCCGACGGCAAGGCCUGCCGCCGCAGGACGUGCGGCGCCACCUACAAGAAGGGCGCCUCCAGGGACGGCGAGAAGUGCGUCUACCACCCUGGCGUGCCCAUCUUUCACGAGGGCAGCAAGGGCUACACGUGCUGCAAGCGGAGGGUGCUCGAGUUUGACCAAUUUAUGAAGAUCGAGGGCUGCGAGACCAAGGACAGGCAUUUGUUCAUCGGCAGCGGCAAGAAGGAUGCCAAGGGCGGCAAAGCUGCCUCCGAGGAGCUCCUUGAUACUGUUCGGACGGACUUUUAUCAGUCGGCAAGCACAGUCACGGCGUCCUUCUUCCUCAAGAAAAUUGACAAGGAGAAGGCCAAGGUGGUCUUCGGCCCCCAGACGAUAACGCUCGACCUGCCGACAACGGAGACCCCUCCCAAGAGGUACAAGACCGAGGUGCCGCUCUUCGCAGCCAUCGUCCCGGAGAAGUCGGCGUUCAAGGUCUUGGGCACCAAACUCGAGGUCACCCUGGCCAAGGCCGAUGUGAGCGGCUGGCCGGUUCUGCGGAGCGAUGAUAGACUUACGGGAGAAAUCUUGCAGGUGGGUCGGGCUGGCAAGGUCGAGAAGUGA
Messenger RNA from Thyridium curvatum, 963 nucleotides. RefSeq lists its product as uncharacterized. The transcript is spliced from 3 exons. The record is from RefSeq and is a predicted model, not a curated record. NCBI's taxonomy places the organism in Eukaryota, Fungi, Ascomycota, Sordariomycetes, Thyridiales, Thyridiaceae. The coding region runs from base 1 to 963 and encodes 320 amino acids.